Messenger RNA from Magallana angulata, 1513 nucleotides. RefSeq lists its product as uncharacterized. NCBI's taxonomy places the organism in Eukaryota, Metazoa, Mollusca, Bivalvia, Ostreida, Ostreidae. The record is from RefSeq and is a predicted model, not a curated record. The coding region runs from base 188 to 1513 and encodes 441 amino acids. The transcript has a single exon.
UUAUUGGUGUAAAAUAUUUAUUUUUUAUUUUUAUUUUCAGGAGCUAGAAAAUUUGUUUUCUCAGCACUUUGGAUUGACUCCAAACAGCACUCCUGCAGCUUCCCAGGUCACUGAUCAUGAAAAUUCAUCAGAUGACACGGACGACGAUGGACCGGCUGAUGACACUAUUGAUUUAGAUCGACGGGUUAUGCAGUUUCUUGAUGAUGCUGUCGUGUCGGAUCCAAAUUCAGAAGAUGGAGAUGGGGACGAUGACGAAAAUGAUUACCAGAGAAGCUCAGCGUCCAUUGAGAAUGUACCUCUACCCCAUGACGAUCCUAAUCUGUUCAAAAUCAGGGAUGUAAAGAUUCGUGGCUGCGGCUGUACGAACAAGUGCGUUUCUAUCUUCAGUGAUGAUACAUUGUACUCGCACAUCCUAAACAUGAGAGAAAUGUCAAAGGAAGAAAAAGACAUGUACAUCAUGGGAUCGCUUGUGGACAGCUGCAAAGAAACGACAAAACGGGGAAAGAAAAAAAUACGUUCCGAGCAGACUUUCAUGUUUUCCGGGGAAAAGGUUUGCAGAAAUACGUUCCUGCUUGUCUAUGAUAUAGGGAAGCAUUUUCUUCAUAAUAUCAUCACCCAUAAGAAUACACAUGGAGUAACACCACGCAAGCAUGGGAACCUAGGAAAGAAUCCUAGUCAUUCGCUACAAUAUGAUGACAUAAAGUUAGUUGUACAGUUCAUCUCUAGUUAUGCAGAUGACUUUGGGUUACCACAACCAGCUGCCCCAAGAGGAAGAGAUGACACUCCUUCCAUAUACAUUCCAUCCGAUACAACGAAGAAGGACGUCCACGAGAAAUAUGUUGAAAGUUGUCCAAACGACCGACAUGUGCGGUAUUUCACAUUUUGCAACAUCUGGAACCAGUGUCUUCCGCAUAUUAGAAUAGCUAAACCAAUGGACGAUGUAUGUGCAACUUGUGAAAAACUUCGAAAAAGUGUUUUAGAUGCAGUUUCAGAGGAGGAAAAGUUGGAGGCAGCACCAAGAAAGAUGCAGAAACACAUCACACAUGCACAGGCUGAAAGGAAAGUGUACAACGAUUGUGUGAAAAGGUCCCGAGACACUUACCGUUUACAAGACAGAUUCGUCCAUUGCACGUUUGACUUCAGUCAGAAUGUAUGCAUUCCUCAUCAUUCGCGGCAAAUGGGCCCCCUGUACUUUCAGACACUUCGAAAAGUCCAUAUAUUUGGUGUCCGCUCUGAUGGAGAACCAAAACAACUGAACUUUUUUAUAAAUGAAAAUGAAACUAUCGGACCAGAUGGAACCAAAGUGCAUGGACCAGACUCUGUGAUUUCUAUGUUGGACUGGGCCUUACAAAACCACAAUUCGGACGAAACGUCAUGCACAAUACACGCUGAUAACUGCUGUGGCCAGAAUAAGACCCAGUGUGUCAUUGGAUAUUUCAUGUGGCGAGUAAUGACAAAGCAACACAACAGAAUAGAGUUCAAGAUGCAGAUCCCCGGACACGCACGAUCUUGA